AUGCCUAAGAAUAAGGGAAAGGGAGGAAAGAACCGAAGGAGAGGAAAGAAUGAGAACGACAACCUGAAGCGCGAGAUGCCUCGCGUGACCAUGGUCGACUCAGAGAACGAGCCCUGGAAUGAGUACGCCACCAUAGUUUCAGCCAAGGGCGGCGGUAGCUUCAAGGGCAUCUGCUACAUCCACAAACAACACAUGGCCGACUUCAACGUGCCAACAAGCACCGCUCCCGACAAGGAGGGCUUCUACGUCACUGAGAGGCAUCUUCAGAUCCGUGGAAAGCUCCGAAAGAAGCAAUGGGUGCAAGCCGGUGACUUGGUCCUUAUGCAGGUUUGGCCUAAUGAGCGACACAAGGGCAGUAUCGUCGAGCGCUAUCCAUCCGACGAGGCCAGAAAGAUUAAGGAAGAGCACGAGCUGCCGAGCUACGUCAGGAUCAACGAGACGGAUGUUGGAGGAGAGAACAGGGACGACGAUGACGGAUUCGAGUUUGCUGAGGUUGCAGGAGAGGACUCGGAAGAGGAUUCAUCAGACGAUGGCAAGGGACCGAUCGACAUUGAUGAUAUUUGA
This is a messenger RNA of Pyricularia pennisetigena, 564 nucleotides long. RefSeq lists its product as uncharacterized. Gene Ontology annotation, biological process: translational initiation. The coding region runs from base 1 to 564 and encodes 187 amino acids. Gene Ontology annotation, cellular component: cytoplasm. Gene Ontology annotation, molecular function: RNA binding; translation initiation factor activity. Lineage: Eukaryota; Fungi; Ascomycota; Sordariomycetes; Magnaporthales; Pyriculariaceae. The transcript is spliced from 6 exons. The record is from RefSeq and is a predicted model, not a curated record.